Messenger RNA from Penicillium paradoxum, 612 nucleotides. Its product is annotated as protein SYS1. Gene Ontology annotation, biological process: Golgi to plasma membrane protein transport; Golgi to endosome transport; protein localization to Golgi apparatus. Lineage: Eukaryota; Fungi; Ascomycota; Eurotiomycetes; Eurotiales; Aspergillaceae. The record is from RefSeq and is a predicted model, not a curated record. Gene Ontology annotation, cellular component: trans-Golgi network; Golgi membrane. Bases 1 to 612 code for a protein of 203 amino acids. The transcript has 2 exons.
AUGCCCGCGCGCCGGCGUCCUCCAGCGGGGUCGCGGACCGAACUCCCUCCGCUGAAGAUCAUCCGCAAGAUCCUCCUACUACAGGCUGCAUACUAUGUUAGCGCCACAGUGCUCAUCUUGUUCACGACAGUGGUUUAUGGCGCGCCAUUCUCGCUAGACCUGGUCUUCGGCUGGGACUCGCUACGCGGUGAUACGACCAUUGGAUGGAUGCUGGGGUUGGUGUGGCUGUUGAAUUGCUUCAUCGGCGUCAUCUUCCUCCUCCUAUUUGUAUCCCGCUCGAAGCUGGUGCCCGAUUUUGCUCUCACGAUUCACUUCCUCCACCUGAUCGCCACUACACUCUACACCCAUUCCCUCCCUUCCAAUGUCCUUUGGUGGGGACUCCAAUUCGCCAGUGCUGCCAUGAUGACAUUCCUUGGGAUGUGGGCUUGCCAGCGACGGGAGCUAGAACCUAUCAAAUUUGGUGGACAUGGCGGUACGCAAGCCGGCCCGUCACAGACAUCUGAUGGGGAUGACCAGCAGGAGUCGAGCUUUGGUCGUGGUCGUGGCCGAGAGCGCAGCUUGCAAGAAUAUGAAAUGGAUGAUAUGAAGCACAUGGGCGAGCAUGCUGUAUGA